Molecule: messenger RNA, 3622 nt
Organism: Nematolebias whitei (Rio pearlfish)
Lineage: Eukaryota; Metazoa; Chordata; Actinopteri; Cyprinodontiformes; Rivulidae
Gene: hgs
Product: hepatocyte growth factor-regulated tyrosine kinase substrate
Exons: 20
Coding region: 130-2442 (770 amino acids)
Molecular function (GO): phosphatidylinositol binding; metal ion binding; ubiquitin binding
Source: RefSeq, a predicted model, not a curated record
AGUGAGAAGAAGGAAGCGCUGCAGCUGUGCUAACAGAUAAGCUAACGGAUUAGCAUAAACGCUGAAUAUAUCGGGAUCCGCUCAUCAAACGAAACGCCUCGACAGCAACUCCGAGACUCUGAAGAAACUAUGGGAAAAGGUGGAGGCACUUUUGAGAGGCUUCUCGAUAAAGCCACCAGUCAGCUGCUUCUGGAGACUGACUGGGAAUCUAUUCUUCAAAUCUGUGAUCUCAUCCGACAAGGAGACGCACAAGCCAAACAUGCUAUUGGAGCCAUUAAGAGGAAGCUGAAUGACAAAAACCCCCAUGUGGCUCUUUAUGCACUUGAGGUCCUGGAAUCAGUGGUGAAGAACUGCGGGCAGACGGUGCAUGAUGAGGUUGCAAGUAAACAAACGAUGGAGGAAUUGAAGGAACUACUUAAGAAGCAGACCGAGCCAAAUGUCAGAAACAAGAUCUUGUACCUGAUUCAGGCCUGGGCUCACGCCUUCCGCAAUGAACCUAAAUACAAGGUGGUCCAAGACACGUAUCAGAUCAUGAAGGUGGAAGGUCAUGUAUUCCCCGAGUUUAAGGAGAGUGAUGCCAUGUUUGCAGCAGAGAGAGCCCCAGAUUGGGUUGAUGCAGAGGAUUGCCACAGGUGCAGAGUUCAGUUUGGAGUUAUGACAAGAAAGCACCAUUGUCGAGCUUGCGGACAAAUCUUCUGUGGGAAGUGCUCAUCUAAAUACUCGACCAUUCCCAAGUUUGGCAUUGAGAAGGAAGUGCGUGUGUGUGAGCCCUGCUUUGAGCAGCUAAACAACCACCCCUCCCUCUCUCCUCAACUUAGGAAAACUGAGGGGAAAGUUGCUCCUCCAGGCUCCACUGAACUGCCACCCGAGUACCUGACCAGCCCGCUGUCCCAGCAGUCACAGAUGCCCCCUAAGAGAGAUGAGACAGCUUUGCAGGAGGAGGAGGAGCUGCAGCUGGCCAUCGCUCUGUCCCAAAGUGAGGCAGAGGAGAAGGAGCGAAUGAGACAUAAGAACUCUUACUCAGUGUAUCCCAAAGCUGAUCCCACCCCAGUGACUUCUUCAGCACCACCUGUCAGCACCCUUUACACUGCCCCUGUGAACUCCUCUGCUCCAUCUGCUGAAGACGUUGACCCUGAGCUGGCCCGCUACCUGAACAGAACGUAUUGGGAGAAGAAGCAAGAAGAGGCUCGAAAGAGUCCCACCCCCUCAGCUCCAGCCCCCGUCUCAUUGGCUGAACCUCUCCCAUCAAUCAGCCAACCGGUCGAAAGUCAUGUCCCAGUUCAACCUGUCAGCAUAGUGGAGCAGCAGUACCAGAACGGUGAGUCCGAGGAGAACCACGAGCAGUUCCUCAAGGCUUUGCAGAAUGCUGUCACCACCUUUCUCAACCGCAUGAAGAGCAAUCACAUGCGUGGGCGCAGCAUCACCAACGACAGCGCGGUGCUCUCGCUUUUCCAGUCCAUCAACAACAUGCAUCCACAGCUGCUGGAAAUCCUCAACCAGCUGGACGAAAAGCGAUUGUACUACGAGGGUCUUCAGGACAAGUUGGCUCAGGUGCGUGAUGCUCGAGCUGCCCUCAAUGCGCUUCGAGACGAGCACAGAGAGAAGCUGCGCAGAGCUGCAGAGGAGGCAGAGAGACAGAGGCAGAUCCAGCUGGCACAAAAACUGGAGAUCAUGAGGCAGAAGAAGCAGGAGUACCUGGAGAUGCAAAGGCAGCUGGCCAUUCAGCGCCUGCAGGAGCAGGAGAAGGAGAGGCAGAUGCGUUUGGAGCAGCAGAAGCACACCAUCCAAAUGAGAGCGCAGAUGCCUGCUUUCCCUUUGCCCUACGCGCAGAUGCAGUCUUUGCCUCCCAAUGUUGCUGGAGGGGUGGUAUACCAGCCUGGUGCUCCACCCAGCUACCCAGGAACUUUCAGUCCUGCUGGUUCUGUGGAGGGUUCUCCUAUGCACAACAUGUACAUGAAUCAGCCUGGGCAGACUGCACCAGGGCCGUACCAGGCCAUGCCCAGCGCUGCCACAGAUCCCAACAUGGUUAAUACAUACAUGUAUCAGGCUGCAGGUGCCAAUGGACAACCUCCUCCAGGACAGGCCCCACCCACUACUAGUCCCCCCUACUCCAACUAUCAGCCCACACCCACACAGGCGUACCAGAAUGUGGCUUCUCAGGCUCAAAGUUUGCCCCCUAUGUCACAGGCUGCUCCCACCAAUGGUAUGGCCUACAUGAGUUACCAACCUUACACCAUGCAGAACAUGAUUUCAGCGUUGCCAGGACAGGAUCCCAAUAUGCCCCCCCAACAGCCCUACAUGCCAGGCCAGCCGCCCAUGUACCAGCAGGCUGCUCCCCCUGGUGGUCCUCAGCAGCAGCAGCAGCCGCAGCAGCCUCAACAGCAGCCGCCUCACAUUGUGCAACACAGCAACACGGAGGCACAGCUCAUCUCCUUCGACUGAAAGGCCUCAGGCUGCAGUUUUACACACUACACCUUCUCUCCACCUCCAACUUUCCUGGAACCUAAGGAUGCCCUUUGGAAACACACACAAAACUCCCACCUUCCACCUCGCUGUGAUGUUGUGGCCAAGUGAAAUAUUGUGAUGAUGUUGCAGAGCUGUAGCUCUCCUUGCCUCUCUCCUCUGAAGUACGGGAAUGAGGGAAAUAAAGCUGCUGUGGAGAGCCCCAUAACCCAAACCUCUGUCCCUCCUCUUCCAUCUUUCAGCCGACGCGUAUGUAGUAUUUCUUUAUUAAACGAAUAAUUGAAGUGCAGAAAAAGUCCGUGGUAAGAAAAUAUACAAUUUAGGAGAUAAAAAAAGACAAAACACCAACAUCAUUUGUGUCAUAUUUUUCUAAAGUUGAAUUAGCCUGGUGAAUACAGGUUAUUUUGUGGAAUGGAAAUGAACUGUUGCGACUCGUUCUGACAGUCUGAUUGCUGUGUGCGCUGUGUAAGAGGUUGGGUUUUUAAAAACUAGUGAAAGUGGAAUUGGAGAACUCAAAGUGCUCUGACUCAAAUGUCCAUCAAGCUCACAGCUCAUUCCAGGUGGUUUUCCAGUCGUCCCGCUCACGGACUUGGGUCUUCUUGUUUUGACAUUUAUUUGUUGUGUGCUGCUUGGACUGAGUGUCUUAAUGUAGUUUUUCAGAUGAUAAAUCACAUUACAGAGGUUGUACACUAUAGGUGAAGUGUUCAAAAAAUUAUGGGAUAGCUUUCUAAUUCUUAUAGAAUAUAAUUUCAUGCAUUAAAAUAUUGAAAUUCACAACUAGCUACUAUAAAUAAAAAUACUAAAAUCAGUCUGGUAAUCCUGACAGCAACAUGCAUCUUUAAAGUGAAUUGUGUUGCCAAAUAGCAUCCAACGUAAGGCUGAAGCAAGCCUUUAAAAGUCUGUAAUAACCUUUAAUUGCCUUCAGGGGCCAAAACUUGCAUUCGUUUGGCUGUAAUUGUCACAUUUAACAAAACUACAUAGAAAGUACACAUAAAACUCUUUCUCAAGUGUACUUGACUCUUUAGAAAUGUGGAAAUGCUGUCAGAGUGAAAACGAUGCCCUGCAUGUAUGUAUCACACUUUUACUGAUUCUGUAACUUCUUUAUUCCAUCUUGCUGAACUGUCUGACUUUAAAGUAAUUUUAAAAUUAUAUUUAAUAA